Messenger RNA from Dissoconium aciculare CBS 342.82, 4001 nucleotides. RefSeq names its product Sfi1-domain-containing protein. The record is from RefSeq and is a predicted model, not a curated record. The transcript has 2 exons. The coding region runs from base 209 to 3811 and encodes 1200 amino acids. Lineage: Eukaryota; Fungi; Ascomycota; Dothideomycetes; Mycosphaerellales; Dissoconiaceae.
CGCGCAAAGCUCAUUGUCACAGAGUAUUUGGAUAUUUACAUUUGCGCGCACAUCUGUGACAGAGUGAAACCCUGUCUGUGUUGGACUCUGGGUGAAGAAGAGGUAUGCGAUCGACGCCGCGCGCUCUUGACACAUGCUACAGCACGCCCAAUGAUACAGAUCAUCCAUCAGCGCAAGCGCCGGAGACUUGACGAAAUCCUUGUCUCAUAUGAGUAUACCUGGAGUUGACUGGGGACUUGAACAAGAUCCAACCGAUGAUGAAAUACGGCUAUUGUUCGCUAUCAUUCGAGAUGCCUCCUCCUCAACCCACGCGCCAUUCAAGGCGUUCUUCGCCGCAUACGACGAUCACUUCGCUCGACAUCACCUCGACAAAAGCCAUGACAAUGUCGUGUAUCGCCUGGGAAUGCGCGUUGUUCAUGCCGCGCGACGCCAACAUCAUGCUGGACGAGCGACCAAUCUGCUACCCUACUUGACGAAAUUGCUCGAGGAGCAUGGUGUGACAUGCAUUGAGAAUGACGACGAUGACGUUGCCGCCGCCUUGCACGAUCGCACUGCUCCGGUUGAUGUAAAUCACCAAUCUAUGAUCAACCAUGCUCCGCGAUCUGCGCGUCGUGCUUCUUUCAGUGAUGCGCGACUGGAUGAAACUUGGCUGAGCGAAAAUUCGGCGCCACUCCGUCCAGCAUCACCACCGCCGCCAGUCCGGAAAGGUCUUCUCAGCCAGCCUGCUCGGCGACGAGGGCGAGAAUUUGGAUCUUCCCAACGGGCACGAUCAACGAGUAGUCGAAGCACGCGUGUGCCGCAGCGGACAGCUCGUGAGCCUUUCCAUCGGUAUUCAUCCUCAGUGGGCCAGUCUUCCGUUGAUGAAGAUCUCAACAACCCAACGCUACUUUUCCAGCCAUCCCUGACACAAUUGGAACAGAAUGCCGACGCAUUCUACGCCAUAUCUCAACUUCGUACUGCUCGGCAAUGUCUCCACCUAUGGCACGAGAAGAUCCUUCGACAUCAACAAGCGUACGGGAUCGCAUGCGCUCAUGACAGCCACUUGCUUCUGCGUCAGUCUUUCGAAGUGAUUCAGGAUCGCGCCAAGCUGGAACGAGAGCGCCGAUCGCAGCUUUCUGACAUCCUCGCAUAUGCUGCACGAAAGAGAGACCUUGCGCUUAUGGCCAAGGCGUUCUCUCAUUGGGAUGAGUCUACUCUGCAUCGCAAACGAGUCACUAGCUUGGCGCAGAUGCAUGCGCUCAAAGUCAAGUAUUUUGCGCAAUGGCGGAAAAUCGCGGUGAAGAACGCUGCUAAAGUCAAAUUUAUUCUGGGUCGCAAAUAUUUUGCCAUUUGGCGCGAGCGAGUGUUGCGGAACCGGUUGGCUUUGGAGCAAGCCGACGCGCAUUUCGAGGAAUCUUUGAUGAAGCGUUGCUUCAGCCGUUGGUUCUGGAAUUUUUGUGACCGGCAAGCGGAAGGAUGGCAUGAGCUGCAACUCAUGCGUCACACAUUGACAGCCUGGCGCGCAAGAAUUGAGACGGUCCGGCAAGAAACAGCACAAGCACAGCAAUUUCGAGAGCGGCGUCUGACGGCCGCAGCUUUGCGGAAAGUCGUCCAAUUGUACGGCCAACGACGACGCCAAGUUCGUGAAGUCGAUCAAGUACGACAGCGAUCUGUCGCCGUAACGUGCCUACAGGCACUGCAAAAUGAAGCAAAGCUGCGGCCUGUCGCUCGGACUACUGUCGAAAUGGUUGCCGUCAACCUCAAAAAUAAAGCUUUUAGAAUCUGGUCGCUUCAUCUCCAACUCACACGACAAGCUGCUGAGGUUGAUCGGAGGCGUAUCUUGCAAACUGCCUGGACGAAUUGGAACGAUGCUCUCCGCUCCAAAGCACUUGCACAACGGAUUGAUGGGCGCGUGCUGGCCGAGAGUCUUUACAAGUGGAUCUUGCAGUAUCGAUUGCGCACUUUGCAGAAAGAAAAGAACGCAUACCUGGCUCGAGCAGCACUGUCAAGAUGGCGACAGCAGACUGAGCAAGCGAAUUUGACCCUUGAGGACGCCGAGACCCUUUUUGCCGCUCGACAACGCACUCGGCUGCUUCGGUUUGGCAUGACACGGCUACACAGUGCGCUUCGAGUCCGCGAGGACGGCCAUCGCGCUGCGAUCGAAUACGCUAAUGGACGUGCGGUGCCGAGAGUGGUGCAUGCAUGGCGAGCACGCCUUGAACAUCUGCAAAGACUGGACAAAUGGGCUGUCGAUGCGCGAUUCUAUUGCCUCGGGACACAGACUUUAUCUGUCUGGCGUGACAAGGCUACCAAGCAUCACAAUCAACGGUUGCGUGAAGCGUACCGUCAACUGCGGGCACACGUCAAGAUACGCCAGGCGAGGGCCUGUCUGUCCCUCUGGCGUGAGAGGUCUAACCACCUAGAAAACUUGCAGAUUACUGCAAACGACCACUUGCAGUCGCAGAUCCAAAAGAUCGCUACAUCUUCUAUCAGAUCAAUGCAGACCCGCACCUUGCAACAUCGAGAUCUCGAUGCUCAAGCUGUGGCACUGGAUCGUACCAAAUUACUGGCAUCAGCUCUUUCUGCCAUGCAACUCUCCUACGCCAAUGUAUCUGAAAUAUCCGCACAAGCCAUCCUCUUCCGUCAAGAAUCCGAUGUCGUUUUGGUCGUCAACACAUGGAAGAAGCUUCAAUGGCGCGCCUUCACAACCGCACGACAGCGUGAGACUGCAGAGGCGUUCCGCAUAAGGACUCGCGAACAGCGCAUCCGCGCCAUGAUGCGCUAUUGGGCUGGCAAGACUAUCAGUCGGCGCGCGAAGAGGCACUUCGAGGAGCAGAGGGAAAUUACUACGGAAAGCCCGAGUCUACGUCCAGCCAGUCGGAGAGCUGCUGUGGCUUCCUUGCAAGGCCGGCUCGCGAAUGUCACUGCUGCUGCAGAGGAGUAUCCUUCAUUUCUUGAGAUUGGUCCAAGUCCCUUCGAGGAGGAUCUUAGUAGGACUUUCUUGAACGCCACGGUCACAACUCUACCCGCAUACCUGCGGACCCCGUCGCGUUCUUCCAGAAGAUCUACACGGUUCCAUUCCCAGUACCAGAAUCUCUAUCAGCGACCGGUGCUCCCAACACCCGCACACGCGACGCCGUUGGUAUUUGACCCAGGAGCAUUCCUCGGGACGUCAACACCUGCGUACCCGCCACCUACUAUGCCCAUCAUCAUGCCAGUUCGUCUUAAGAAGAUGACAACAGAGCCCAAUUCUAACGUCAACAUCAAUGAAAGUACUACAAAGGCUUCAGCACCGAAGACGUCAACCAAGGCAGCUGCGUCUACGUCAGCCACGACAAGUCCUCGUGCUCCCCUUGAGAAGGAUGCGUCGCAGGGAACCCCUGUCCGCCCAACUGCGAAGAGAGCGCCUUCUUCGACGGCCUCGACGCCGCAGAUCACACCGUUUUCACGCAAGCUCCGUGCAGGUGGCGUCGCGAUGCCAUUGUCAUCAGCGCGGCCCAGACUCUCCGCAGUGGGACGCUCACCCACAGCGGAGCGAGUCUCUGCGUCGCCGUCUGCACCUGGGAAAGGGAAAGCUUCACGUGUUAAUGGUACUAGUAACAACAGUGCUGAUCACGGCAGUGCGAACGAAGACAGGGACGAGGGCGAUCGUGACGACGACAACAACGGCGACACGCCCGGACGGCAUAGUGCGGGGAAUGACAGCAACAAUGAAAACAAUAAUGGUAAUCAAGUACUCGGUCGCUCGGUCCUGGGAACGGGCAAGAGCGUGCGGUUCGCUGCGCCUACGUCGGCGUCAUUAUCGAGGGCGAGAAAGUCGAGAUUUGGGUAAUCACAAUUCUGCUUCCGAAAACCAGGGUUAGAAAUUGGGCACGGAGUUGGUGUUGCGGGAGGAAUGGAUGUUGAAUGGUUUAUAUUGUGGAUUGUUUUGGAUUUAAUUGCUGUUUUGGCGUUUGAGCGCGGCAUGGAUGAUUAUUGUUGCCUACUGUGGAGCAUCAUCAGCGUAUUGUUAGGAUACCCGG